Messenger RNA from Acanthosepion pharaonis, 699 nucleotides. The record is from the annotation of a GenBank genome assembly. Lineage: Eukaryota; Metazoa; Mollusca; Cephalopoda; Sepiida; Sepiidae.
AUGAGGAAAAUUACUUUAUUAUCUAUCUAUCUAUCUAUCUAUCUAUCUAUCUAUCUAUUUCAGUUUGUUUAUAUCUAUACAUCUAUCUGUCUACCUCAUUCUGUUAAUAUCUUUAUUUCUGUCUGUCAAUCUCUCUCUCUUUCUCUGUGUGUGCGCGCGCGCGCACGUGUGUGUGCAUAUUUCAGUCUCCUCAUAUCUAUCUAUCUAUCUAUCUAUCUAUCUAUCUAUCUAUCUAUCUAUUAUUCCAGUGUGUUCAUUAUCUAUCUAUCUAUCUAUCUAUCUAUCUAUCUAUCUAUCUAUCUAUCUAUCCCAGUUUGUUCUUAUCUAUCUAUCUAUCUAUCUAUCUAUCUAUCUAUCUAUCUAUCUUCUGCAUUCCACCACAAUAUCCUUAUUUUUCAUUUAGUCCUUUCGCUUUUAGAUUCUUCCUUUCUUUCAUUUAUUCAUUGCAUAAUUGUAUUCUUCCUUUUAUUCUUUGAUUAUUUAUUUAGAUAUAGGUUUUUAUUUGUUUCUUUUUUCUUUUAUUGUGCAAUUGUAUUCUUCCGCAGUUGUUCAACUUUCCAUUCUUUUCUACCUUUCUAUUUUCUUUGUUUUUUAAGUUUUUCUUUUUUUUGUUUCAUUGUUUCUUUCAUUUAUUGUUUACUUUGUUUCUUCGGGGCUUUUCUUUGUCAUUUUCUUUAUCUUUCACUUUUCAUUUCUUAA